Messenger RNA from Fibroporia radiculosa, 3420 nucleotides. RefSeq lists its product as uncharacterized. Gene Ontology annotation, molecular function: nucleic acid binding; protein binding; poly(A)-specific ribonuclease activity. The record is from RefSeq and is a predicted model, not a curated record. Gene Ontology annotation, cellular component: PAN complex; P-body. The transcript is spliced from 17 exons. Gene Ontology annotation, biological process: nuclear-transcribed mRNA poly(A) tail shortening; mRNA processing. Bases 1 to 3420 code for a protein of 1139 amino acids. NCBI's taxonomy places the organism in Eukaryota, Fungi, Basidiomycota, Agaricomycetes, Polyporales, Fibroporiaceae.
AUGGCCACACAAUACCGUACUAUUGCACCGAUUACAUACCAGCGCGAUGUUUUUCCUCAACCCAUAACAGCCCUUUCAUUCGACCCUGUUUCCGACACACUCUGGACUGGAAACAACUCUGGGUAUGUAGUUGCUUAUUACACUUCGCAGGGGAUGCGGGGUGUCACAUUCCCUGUGGGCGGCGGUCUCGCGGUAAAGAAGAUAUCUGCCAUGGACUCAAAUGUGCGCGCGUUCGGGCUUGCUAGUGAGGGUAUAGGUGCAUGGAGUAAGGGUGGUAUGAACAAGUGGUUCCAUAGGCCAAGCGUACAGGUCACUGCAGCUUCUAACAAUACAAGCUCGUCGUCGAUGUUUGCAGCUUCCACGACCACCCCCGAGCUGCUCAUCAUGAACUCUCAGACUGGUGCCGUAGUCAGGCGUUCGCAGGCGCCAUCCAUAUUGACGCACUUGGUUUGGUCUGGAACAUCACUCCUAUCUGGAUCUUCGGAUGGAUUCCUGCGCAACCACGACCCUAGGGAUGCCAUGUGGAAAAACAGCAACGGGAACAGCAGUGUGAAAGCACAUGUUAGUGGUAUUCAAGGUAUCGAAGCGAGUGGGAACUAUGCUUACACCAUUGGGUUGGGCACUCGACAAGGCCGUCCAUAUCCGGAUCCUCUGGUGAAGGUAUAUGACAUGCGUACAAUGAAACCUCUGCCACCUCUACCAUUUUCUGGAGGGCCUGCCUUCAUCUCGAUGGUCCCUAAGCGGUCUUCUACUCUGGCGAUCAUUUCGAGCCAAGGAUUGAUAAACAUUGUAGACGCGUCAAAUCCCACAGUCAACGAAUUCUAUCAGCUGGAUACGACGUACAUUACAUCUGCGGCUGUGUCCCCCUCUGGAACUUACAUGGCAUUUGGAGAUUCAGAUGGGACCGUACAUCUCCUAACAGCCGGAGAUGAAGGGGCAGCACUUCCCUUCAAUGGAUUCGAAGGCAAGCCUAUCGAAUGGGCUGAUGCUCCGGAGCCAUUGCCUGAGAUUGAGUGGACCGAUUCAACGCCGCUGAAUGUCAUUGGAAUGCCUUUUUACCAUGAGCGAUUACUUUCAUCAUGGUCCCGGGACUUCUUCUCGCAUGGGUUGCACUUCCCGCCUCCUCCGAAGCUUCCUCAGCAGAUUUUGAGCACCAUGAAGACGAACGAUAAUGUUGCAUAUGCAGCCCUGCCUAAGGAACUAAGAGGCCGUCGCAAUGUAGCAGUUACCUCCCCGAAGAAAAGCGAAGGUCGUUUCAGGAGCGGAAGGACAAGGCAGGAUGUAGACCCCGAGACGCCAACGUACGAGUAUGAUCCGGAGAACAUACCUAAGCCAUAUCGCCAAGUUGAGAUCGAGUACUCCAAGUUUGGUGUCGAAGACUUCGAUUUUGGCUUCUACAAUCGAACAGAGUUCAGUGGGCUCGAGACGCAUAUAUCGAACUCAUAUACGAACCCGAUCGUCCAAUUACUCCAUUACACCCUCCCAAUUCGCCGUCUCGCAAAAUCGCAUAUCACCACGGACUGUCCGCGAGAGCAUUGCCUCUUAUGUGAAUUUGGAUUCGUCGUGCGUAUGUUGGAAGACGCGAAUGGAACCAAUUGUCAAGCGAGUAACUUCUGCAAAACAGUGGGUGUUUUGGCGCAAAUGAACAAUGCUAUUGAGCUCAUUGAUUUUGGCAGAGAAUCUGCGGAGCUCAAUUACGCACAUAUGAUCCAGGCCUUCCACCGUUUCCUCAUUGAUCAUUUCAGCUCGGAAGGCAACGUGUUCCCCUUUAAUCCGAAUUUGCUCUCCUCAGCGGAGACCUCACCUAAUUCUCCAGCACCCGCUCCGAUCACUCAGCUUCUAGGGAUUGAUGCGAAAAAUGUCAUUACCUGUUCCCAUUGCAAGGCUGUCCGGGAGAAAGAGAAUAUGACUCAUGUCAUUGAUAUUUAUUAUCCCCGGAAGGUUGUUGGUCGGGAUAGUGACACGGAUUUCGCAUCUCUCUUGCGACAUUCGCUACUUCGGCCGACGACGCAUAAGGCGACAUGCCAAACCUGCAAGCAGUUCUCCACUUUUGAAUCUCGACGGUCUAUCAGGUCACGCGAUCUUCCGCCUAUCCUUGCCAUUAAUGCUGCAGUAUUCAACGAAGAGACGCAUAAGUUCUGGCGGGAUCAUCGCCAGCAGACGUUCUUGAGAUCCACUGUGGAAAUCCAUGGGCAAGUCGAAGGGGUUGAUGACCCUGAUUCCGUCAUCUAUGAAUUACGAGCUAUGGUUGUACAGGUUGUGACAAAGGAUCAGCGUUCACAUCUUGUUUCAAUUGUGAAAGUUCCAGAGUCGGAGAAGUCUCAGGAUCCAGAGGCUGAAGGCCCGUGGUUUGUCUUCAACGACUUCGUAGUCAGCAGCAUUACCGAAGAGCAGGCACUAAGUUUUCCCGCCAGCUGGAAGGUGCCUACGAUCCUUUAUUUUGAACGAAAAGAUCUCGUCUCGAAAUUAGACUUCAGCGCGUUGCCUAACACGAACGAUCAGUCCAUCUUAUGUCACGAUACUAAUAUUUCUACGACUCGCGACAAGAAGUACAUCAAACACGAGCCUCUGCGGCCAGAUGAGUUGCCAAAGACAGGAAGUCUUAUCGCGAUAGAUGCAGAGUUUGUUUCCAUGCAACAGGAGGAGACAGAGUACCGGUCCGACGGUACUAAGAAGGUUCUUCGGCCAGCUCGUCUAAGUCUGGCUCGAGUUUCUGUCCUGCGAGGCCAAGGUCCCGAUGAAGGGGUUCCAUUUAUUGAUGACCACAUUCACACGAGCGAAGUAAUCGUGGACUAUCUGACGGAAUUCUCUGGGAUACGGUUUGGCGACCUCGAUCCGCAUAUGUCGCGUUACACACUAACGCCUCUGAAAGUGGUGUACAAGAAACUGCGUUUAUUAGUGGAUCGUGGAUGCAUUUUCGUCGGACAUGGGUUGUCCAAAGACUUUCGAAUAAUCAAUAUCUUCGUGCCCCCUGAUCAGGUCAUUGACACCGUAGAUUUGUACUUUCUGAGGAAUCGUCAACGACGGCUGUCCCUUCGGUUCCUGGCCUGGUUCGUGCUCGAGGAGAACAUCCAGACGGACACUCACGACUCCAUUGAGGACGCUUUGUCUGCUUUGAGACUCUACAAAGCAUAUCUGGAAUUCGAAGCACACGACGUCUUCGAUCAAAAGUUGGAGGAGCUGUAUAGAGAAGGCAAGAAACAUAGUUGGAGACCGCCUCCCCCUCCAACGAGCGUGCCUUUGGCAGCCGGCCCCGUUAGUAGUAGAGUAACACCACUGCCUCCGUUCACGCCGGGCAACCAAAGCUCUCUACAAGCGGCAUUACUGAAGGGCCAGUUCCCUGAAAUGCUGUCGCCCCCCAAUUAUAUGACACCACCAGGAUCUAGUCCAUUCAUGGGACAGAAUUGGAGGUCCAGGUAA